Meira miltonrushii is the source of this 1922-nucleotide messenger RNA. Its product is annotated as alpha-glucosidase maltase. Bases 1 to 1758 code for a protein of 585 amino acids. Gene Ontology annotation, biological process: oligosaccharide catabolic process. The record is from RefSeq and is a predicted model, not a curated record. The transcript is spliced from 2 exons. NCBI's taxonomy places the organism in Eukaryota, Fungi, Basidiomycota, Exobasidiomycetes, Exobasidiales, Brachybasidiaceae. Gene Ontology annotation, molecular function: alpha-amylase activity.
AUGUGUGACAGUGAGAGACAGGUGCCUUGGUGGCGUGAAGCUGUUGUUUAUCAGAUUUGGCCAAAAUCAUUCUAUAGCGCUCGAGGUACAUCUACAGGUGAUAUCCAAGGCAUAAUCGAAAAGCUGGACUACCUCAAAUCGCUAGGGGUAGACACAGUUUGGCUUUCGCCGCAUUAUGCAUCGCCUAUGGUCGAUGAGGGGUACGAUAUCUCAGACUAUCAAGAUAUCAAUCCACUCUUUGGCACACUUGCAGAUGCGGAUGAAUUGAUCAAACAAUGUCAUGAUCGUCAAAUGCGAGUAAUUUUUGACUUGGUUGCCGCAUAUACUUCCGAUCAGCAUAAAUGGUUUCAAGAAUCCUGUUCAGCGGCAGAAGGGAACCCGAAACGGGAUUGGUACAUUUGGCGACCGGCAAAAGUGGAUGCUAAUGGCAAUCGAAGACCUCCUACCAAUUGGGCAAGUUCUUUUGGCGGCAGUGCCUGGGAAUGGAACGAAGAACGUCAACAGUACUACUUGCACACCUACACCAAACAGCAGCCUGACCUGAAUUGGCGAAAUGAAGAAUGCAGAAAAGCAAUUUACGAGAAUGCCAUCGAGUUUUGGCUCAAGCGUGGUCUUGAUGGAUUCAGGGUUGAUACGUGUAAUAUUUACUCAAAACCUGAAGUUUUCACAAAUGCACCAAUCACCAAACCAGAGGCAGAAUGGCAAUCUCCCGAUUCAAUCAUUGCAAAUGGUCCGCAUAUCCAUGAAUACUUGAAGGAAAUGGGUCAAAUUUUCGAAAAGUAUGAUGCUGUUUCCGUUGGUGAGCUAGGAAGAUCGACAAGUACAGAAGAGGCAUUGAAAUACGUUGCCUCUUCCGCUAAAGAACUUUCGAUGGUUUUUUUGUUUGACGUCGUCAAUAUGGGUCGUGUGAAAGGCGAAAAGUUCACUCCAAAGCCAUGGACGGUAAGCGAAUUAGCCAAAUUGACCGAGAAACUCCAAACAUAUGUUGACGAUCAUGAUGCUUGGCAAACAACACUGCUGGAGAGUCAUGAUACCGCAAGAAGCGUUUCACGGUUCAGCAACGAUUCACUCAAGUUUCAUUCUAUUUCGGCUAAAAUGCUGUGCGUGUACACGGUUAUGCUGUCGGGAACACUUUUUUUGUAUCAAGGGAUGGAUAUCGCGAUGACCAAUAUACCAUCUUUCUGGGGCCAGGAAGAAUAUUUGGAUGUACAAACGAUCAAUUUUCUCAAGGAACAGCGUGAGAAGGGAAAAAGUGAGACAGAGAUCAAUCAAUUGAUGCGAGGUAUCAACCUACUUGCCCGUGAUAAUGCGCGAACACCUGUUCAAUGGGGCGACGGUCCAAAUGCAGGAUUCACAGCAGCGAAUGCUAAACCGUGGAUGCGAAUAAAUGAUAAUUAUAAACAAGUUAAUAUCGCACAACAAGAAACGGAUGGAGAUAGCGUAUUAAACUUUUACCGAAAGGCCAUCGCUGUUCGAAAACAGUAUCCGGCUUUAUUUAUUAAUGGUAAAUUCUCCCUCUUACUCUAUUAUGAUGACAAGCACGAAGGUUCAAAAGUAUUGGCUUUUGCAAAACUUGAUCAAUCUCAUUCUGAAGAAAAGAGUUUUCCGAAAGCUAUUGUCCUUCUCAACUUUAGUGCAGGAAUGCAAGACGUACCAAUCGAUGGUUUGCAAGAAGGCAAGGUUCUCCUUUCCAAUUAUUCUCCUGAUGAACCCUCCGAGAGAUUACAGCCAUAUGAAAGUCGAGUUAUGAUCUUGUAAAUCGGUAAAUGACAUCACGUGUUGUGUGCGGCCUUUCAGAGCAUUUCACUAGCGUUCGUUGUGGAAUAGUGUCAGUAUUACAUAAAUUGGGCUUGAUGUUCGCCAAGACCCGUUGAGAGAAAAAGCCACAAUUGAAACAAUCAACGCGUCAAUCUUUAGAAACA